Molecule: messenger RNA, 2562 nt
Organism: Pichia membranifaciens NRRL Y-2026
Lineage: Eukaryota; Fungi; Ascomycota; Pichiomycetes; Pichiales; Pichiaceae
Exons: 4
Biological process (GO): positive regulation of transcription by RNA polymerase II
Cellular component (GO): nucleus
Molecular function (GO): ATP hydrolysis activity; ATP binding; histone binding
Source: RefSeq, a predicted model, not a curated record
AUUGACGCAUCAUCGGGCAAACAUAAGAAAUCCGACGACGAAGACCCCGAUUUCGAUACGUUGAAUAAGCGGAGACGAACGCGCAGGAGACACGCCCACGGUGAUGAUGAUGACGACGACUUCAACAUAGACGAGGCAGCUCCGGCCAACAACGACGACGACUUCAUAGCCUCCUACGAAGAAGACGACGACGACGAACACCUGUCCAGGAGAAGAAAGAGACAGCCGAACUUUAUUGUGAAAGACGACGGGUAUGAUGUGUAUGCAGAUGAGGACGACGCAUAUGGCCUAUCGAAGAGGCGCACGUCGAGAAGCAGGCCCUCCCGUGACCCUGUCACGCUGGAGGACGAGUUGAAAGAUUUGCAGAACGACUCGCCAUUAAACUCCCCAAAGCGCAACUUGAGGCACAGGAAAGACGUCAACUAUACCUUACCCUCUCCCUACUUGACUGAGGCUCAGCUGGAGGAACUGGAAAACGCUACCCAAAACGAACCUUCAAACUACAGCCCAAGGAAAAGCCGUGGCAUAGGAAGAUACGGAGGGGCAUCUACUUCUGUUUCCACCGUUAGGAGGUUACACCCAACUGUAGGGCCAUUUGGAGGUAGUGAGGUCCAAUCACUUUUCCGGAAUAACGCUUUUCCAAGCAAUUUGGCAGCGUUGGCAAACGCUGAAUCGAGUGAUUCAGAUGAUGAAAACGACUUGAUCAAACCAACAGAUCCGAACGAUACAAGCAACAAUAUAAUUGCAACGCUGAACAACCCUGCCUCUCUCAUUCCUACAAAAAAGAAAAACACAUUGGCGGAUACAGACCCUCUAGGAAUAGACACCAACAUUGAUUUUUCAGUUGUUGGGGGCCUAGAUAACUAUAUAAACCAAUUGAAGGAGAUGAUAACCUUACCUCUUCUAUAUCCUGAGGUCUAUUCUAAAUUUCACAUCACGCCACCAAGAGGUGUGUUAUUUCAUGGCCCACCUGGUACAGGUAAAACGUUAAUGGCUAGGGCACUUGCCGCAUCAUGCUCCUCCCAAAAUAAGAAAAUAACUUUCUUUAUGCGUAAAGGUGCAGACUGUUUAUCCAAAUGGGUCGGUGAAGCUGAACGUCAUUUGAGGCUUUUGUUUGAAGAAGCCAAGCAGCAACAACCAUCCAUCAUCUUUUUCGAUGAAAUAGAUGGUUUGGCACCUGUCAGAUCUUCGAAACAAGAACAAAUUCACGCUUCCAUAGUCUCUACUCUAUUGGCUUUGAUGGACGGUAUGGAUAACAGAGGCCAGGUCAUCAUCAUCGGUGCUACCAACAGACCCGAUUCUAUAGAUCCAGCAUUACGUCGUCCUGGUCGUUUUGAUAGAGAAUUCUAUUUCCCAUUACCAGAUUUGAAGGCACGUGAAGAAAUUUUAAAAAUUCAUAUGAGGAAAUGGGAUCAUCAACUAGACGAUAGAUUUGUUAAAGAGCUCGCAGUAUUGACAAAAGGAUAUGGUGGUGCAGACCUUAGAGCACUCUGUACCGAGUCUGCUCUUAACAGCAUACAAAGAUCAUAUCCGGAAAUCUAUAAAACACAACAGGUCGUCAAAACAUUUGACUCUAUGAGGACAUUCAGACCAAGACUUGGUAUUAGCGGGCUGAAAUCGCAAGGGCUAAAAUAUUUGAGCAAUGCAGUAUUAAAUAAGUUAGAAGGUUUCACAAUCCAAAUCCUUGAUUUGAGUAAACUAUACAGUGACUCCAGCAUUAGCGUUGAAAACUUAUGCAUUCAGCUGUUCUCAGAAUUGAAAAGACAUAAACCGAGUAUCUUGUUCAUUCCUGAUACAAUUGGACUUCUUCAUGCAAUGUCUGAAACAUUAAGAUCCACUCUCAAAUACUUGGCUAGAGGUAUUAAUAACAAUGAUAAGAUAUUGUUCCUUUGUGAAAUUGAAGGAAACCUUAGCUCUGAAGUCAUGGAUGAUAUAGAAGAACUGUUUGACAUUUCCGAAGAUGAAGUUAUUCAUGUCAGGGAUCCUAAAGAAGCAGAGAAAUCGAUUUUUUUUCAAUCAUUCUGGAAAUCCAUUGAACUCACACCAAAUGAAUAUAAUGAUAUUAGUAUAAGACCGAAGAAGAAAAAGAAGAAUUUGGAGAUUAUUGCAGUCUCCAAUACCGAUGAUACGAACAAAUCAGACGAGAAAGCAUUAGCAAAAUUAAAAAAAGAACAAGCCAAAACGGAUAUGAGACUCAAAAACUCCUUGAAAGUUAAGCUUGCAGGAUUUAACUAUCAACUUAAAAAUGACAUGAUUCUAGAAAUCUCAACAGGUAAGCUAUACAACAACAUUGAUCUAGAAGUCAUCGAAGAAAGAUUAUGGAAUGGUUAUUAUUCUGAGCCAAGGCAAUUUUUACACGACUUAGAGUUAAUUCUGAAAGAUGCUAAUGCAACAGGCGACAGGGACCGUAUGCUGAAGGCAAAUGAAAUGUAUGCGCAUGCUGUUGUUGGAGUUGAGGAAAUCGAAGUCCAAUUUCCACAAUUGGUUAUCCAGUGGAAAGAAGUAAGUCGUCGUGAAAAGCAGAGAAACCUCGAGUACAUGAAAUUGCAAAAGGAGAGAGAG